AUGAACGCUGUUCUCUUACAAUCACCACUCUCACCCUUCCAACGCGCAGCCACCAACACCAACGCCGAACCGCGCGACCAGAAGCUUCUCUCCCUCUUGCGCGACCGAAAAACCGAAGAAGCCUGGCACGCCUACACCCACUCCACUCAACUCCCCAACCCCACCUGUCUCAGUCGCUUGAUCUCUCAGCUCUCUUACCAGAACACUCCCUCCUCACUCACGCGCGCCCAGUCCAUCGUCACGCGCCUCCGCCGUGAACGCCAGCUCCAUCGCCUCGAUGCUAAUUGCCUCGGCCUCCUCGCCGUCGCCGCCACAAAGGCCGGCCACACACUUUACGCGGCCUCCGUCCUCCGCUCCAUGCUCCGCUCCGGCUAUCUCCCCCACGUCAAGGCCUGGACUGCAGUCGUCGCCCGCCUCGCCUCCGCCCCCGAUGACGGCCCCGCCGAGGCCGUCAAACUCUUCCGCUCCGUCACGCGACGCCUCAAGAAGCUCCCCGACAAAGACAUGGCCGCCUCGUCGCGCCCCGACACGACGGCGAUCAAUGCCGUGCUCAACGCGUGCGCGAACCUCGGCGAUGCAAAGGCGUUCUUGCAGGUGUUUGAUGAAAUGCCGCAGUUCGAUGUUGUGCCUGAUGCGCUGAGUUAUAAUACUAUGAUGAAGCUGUGUUGUAAGAUUGGUAGAAAGGACUUGCUUUUGUUUGUUUUGGAGAGGGUUCUUCAGUUGGGGAUUCCUUUUUGUGUGACCACUUUGCAGUCCCUUGUUUCUGCUUAUGUUGAGUUUGGUGAUUUGGAUACUGCUGAGAAGUUGGUUCAGGCAAUGAGGGAACAAAGGAGGGAUAUUUGUAGGGUGCUUAGGGAGUGUAGUAAUUUAGAGGAUUUGAGUGGAAAUGAAAGUGAUUGUGAUAGUAACAAUGAUAAUGACGAGGACUGUGUUUUUGAGAAAUUGCUUCCUAAUCUGGUGGAUCAGAGUGGCAAUGAGGCUGAGCUACCCUUGUUGCCUAAAGGGUAUGCUCCAAACACUAGGACUUACACCACUCUGAUGAAGGGUUAUAUGAAUGCAGGGCGUGUGAGUGACACGGUUAGGAUGCUUGAGGCUAUGCGGCGUCAGGAUGAUAAGGGUAGCCACCCUGACCAUGUUUCAUACACCACUGUGGUUUCAGCUCUUGUGAAGGUGGGUUCCAUGGACCGUGCUCGUCAGGUUCUUGCUGAGAUGACAAGGAUAGGUGUGCCGGCGAACUUGAUAACUUACAAUAUUCUCCUCAAGGGUUAUUGCAAACAGCUGCAGAUACAUGAGGCAAAGGAAUUGCUUAAGGAGAUGGUUGAUGAUGCAGGGAUUCAGCCUGAUGUGGUGUCGUAUAAUAUACUCAUCGAUGGGUGUAUAUUGGUAGAUGACAGUGCUGGGGCUCUUUCCUUCUUUAACGAGAUGAGGGAAAGAGGAAUAGCUCCCACCAAGAUUAGUUACACUACUUUGAUGAAGGCUUUUGCAUACUCGGGUCAGCCCAAGCUUGCUCACAAGGUUUUUAAUGAGAUGGACAAUGACCCUCGGGUGAAGGUGGAUUUUAUCGCAUGGAACAUGUUGGUGGAAGGGUAUUGCAGGAUGGGGUUGGUGGAAGAGGCAAAGAAAGUGGUUCAGAGGAUGAAGGAGAGUGGACUUCACCCUGAUGCGGCCACUUAUGGAAGUUUAGCCAAUGGAAUUGCGUUGGCAAGGAAACCCGGAGAGGCCCUUCUGCUUUGGAAUGAAGUGAAGGAGAGGUGUGACAUGAGAAAGGAAGGGGGUAAAUCUGAUUCUUCUGUUCCUCCAUUGAAGCCAGAAGGAGGGCUUUUGGAUACUCUGGCUGAUAUUUGUGUGAGGGCUGCUUUCUUUAGGAAGGCCUUGGAAAUCGUGGCUUGCAUGGAGGAGAAUGGGAUAGCUCCCAACAAGACCAAGUUUACUAGAAUCUAUGUGGAAAUGCAUUCAAGAAUGUUUACUAGUAAGCAUGCUUCAAGGGCUAGACAAGACCGAAGAAGCGAGAGGAAAAGGGCUGCUGAGGCGUUUAAGUUUUGGCUGGGUUUGCCUAAUUCCUAUUAUGAUGGAAGUGAGUGGCGAUUAGAACCUAUGGAGGGGUAUGGCACUACGGCUGACUCUGCUUAG
Messenger RNA from Sphenostylis stenocarpa, 2130 nucleotides. The record is from the annotation of a GenBank genome assembly. NCBI's taxonomy places the organism in Eukaryota, Viridiplantae, Streptophyta, Magnoliopsida, Fabales, Fabaceae.